AUGAAGUACUCGCUAGGCUACAGGUUUAAUCCUCGACCUGAGGAGUUGAUUUCAUAUCUGUUGAUGAGAGUUCAGGAACAAGUUCUGCCAUAUGACGUGGCUAUUCCAAUGGUUGAUCUCUAUGGAACGAUGACUCCAUGGGAGAUUUGCAGCGAUGAGAACGAAAGGAAUUUCUUCUUCUUUACCAAGUUAAAGAAAAAGAAGGAGAGCAAUACGCGGUUCAUUAGAACUUCUGAGUGCGGAGAGUGGAAUGGGAAGGCAAAGUCUGAAAAGAUUAUUGAUCCACGAACCGAUUCAAUUCUUGGUUACAGGAGACAAUUUACUUUCAAACCAAAGAAUGGUGAUGGAAUCUUGAACUCCAAGAAAGGUGAUGGAAAACGUCGAAACUGGAUCAUGCAUCAGUAUUCCUUGCCGGAUAAUCUGAACAUACAGAACCAACAUAACUAUGUACUUUGUCAGAUUAUCAGACCUAAAAGACACAAGAAAGAUGACGAUGAUGGUGAAAUCGAAGAUGAGAUUUCAAUUAAUGAGACAUCGACACCAUGCAACGAGGAUCAUAAAGAAUUGGCGGCACCUGAACAUAUAAUGAUGAUCCCAUCUGAAUCAGUACAAGAUAUGGAGCAGAAACCACCAAUGGGAUUUGAUCAAGUAUCGCAUCUAAAUCAGUACACAAUGGAGCCACAACCCGUGGCCUUCGAUCAAGCAGUGGUUAAUCAAUAUCAGCGAUCUUCUGCUAUGUUACACUGUUCAGCACCGGGCUCAUGGCAAAUAGAUGCUACGCAUACUGCCCAGUGGAGAUUUCCAAUUGCCGGAGCAAGUCAUUACAGAACGUAUCAAGAUAUGAUGAUCUCAUCUGAAUCAGAGCAACCACCAAUGGCCUUUGGUCAUGCUGCUGCAGUAUCGCAUCUAAAUCAGUACGCAAUGGAGCAGCCACCGGUGACCAUCCAUCAAGCAAUGUUUAAUCAACAUCUGCAUUCUGCUGAUAUGUGUCAACAGUGUUCAGCAGCGGCGCCAUCGCAAUUAGAUGCUACGCGGACUACUCAGUGGGGCAUUCCAGCUACCGGAGGAAGUGAAGGCCCGAAGGAGUUUGGGAGUGCUUACGGACCGUAUCAAAAAGGAUGGUUUGAUAAGCUUGAUGAUGAGUGUAAAGUUCGGCUUGAUCAAGUUUUAGGAGAUAUCAUUGCGGGGAAAGUUGAUUUUACUAUGGUGGAGAAGCAAAGUAGACAAGCUUGA
Molecule: messenger RNA, 1233 nt
Organism: Mercurialis annua (annual mercury)
Lineage: Eukaryota; Viridiplantae; Streptophyta; Magnoliopsida; Malpighiales; Euphorbiaceae
Exons: 1
Coding region: 1-1233 (410 amino acids)
Biological process (GO): regulation of DNA-templated transcription; system development
Molecular function (GO): DNA binding
Source: RefSeq, a predicted model, not a curated record